AUGGCGUUUGAGACAACUAUGAGUGACUACGAGCAUUUGUCAUUUUUCUGCAUUAAAUCUCAAUUCAAAAAAGUCAAACUACCUAGUGCAGUUAAUGCAGUUUCUAAUAAUAAUAAAAUAAUUUCAAACAUUGAACUGGUUUCUAUUGAUCAUCAGGAGAAGCUCAGAUUAGAUUCACAUUCAUAA
Clunio marinus is the source of this 186-nucleotide messenger RNA. Lineage: Eukaryota; Metazoa; Arthropoda; Insecta; Diptera; Chironomidae. The record is from the annotation of a GenBank genome assembly.